AAAGCAGAAGUCGCCGCCGCCGCCGCCGCCUUCAACUAUUGGCAUGAGCGUGUCACCUCCAGCUUCCAUAAAUAGUGGAAUGGGAAGGAAUGGUUUUACAAUGCAGCAAUUCUACCCUCAAAAUCAUCUCCAGCCAACGCCGUCCGUACCAACAGAGUUGCCAGCAUCAGCUCCGCCCGGCCGCCUCUGGAAUACAUCGGGGACCAUCUCAUCGCCAUUAGCGACGCCAUCAUCUCUUGGACUUUACACUGGCUGGGGUUCGCCCGGAUCUUCCAAGUCAUCAUCUCAAAACGACUGGAACGCAUUCGGUUCCACCCCACAUCCCGACUACACAACCAUCGAUUGGAGCUUAGAUCCGGCACCGAGAAAAUCAUCCACAAAGAUCGAUAUCGUAUCCGACACAUGGUCGACGAUGUUCAUGGGAGGAAAUGCUACAGGCCCUCUCAUGAAUGGUGGAGGUGGAGCUUAUCUCCCAGAAUUACAGGAA
This is a messenger RNA of Dendrobium catenatum, 487 nucleotides long. RefSeq lists its product as uncharacterized. NCBI's taxonomy places the organism in Eukaryota, Viridiplantae, Streptophyta, Magnoliopsida, Asparagales, Orchidaceae. The record is from RefSeq and is a predicted model, not a curated record. The transcript has a single exon. The annotation marks the transcript as partial.